GUUUAUUCUUUUUCCUUUUAUUUGUUGAUAAAAAUCGAAUAAAUGGACAAGUAGUCUAACAAACAUAGAAUUAGCCUAAUUGGCAAAUAGUUUUUAAAUGCAAUUCAAUAAGUUAUUACCACAUAAAUCAACUUCAAUUCCAAAACAAUGGAAAACUCUGACAAAAACAAAGUAGACAAAUUCAUUGAUAAAAAUGGCAAAAACAUGGGAAUCAUAAGCCGACCAAAUGCGUCACCCGGCUACUGGCUAAGUUGUCUCUUGCCGCUGGCAUAUGUCGUCACCAAUAACCGCCACAAAGCGUGUUCCAACGAUGACGACUUAUUCCUCGUACUCACGAUUGUUUCCGUGGGCAUGUUGAUGCAAUCGUUGACAUUCUUUGCGUGUCUAGCUGUUGCCCCCGGGAGAUAUUUGAAAUUAUUCUUUGCCUUAUCUCCUGGGGUAAUAAUUCAUUUACAAUUGCAAUAUUGGACACAACAGACGUAUGGUGUAUGUCUUGCAAUUGGAUUUGGGGCGACACUCGGCUAUCAGUAUGUUUAUGUGAGAGUUUUGAAGGGGUUCCCGAAGAGUUGUACUCUGGGCGAGGCAUGCAUAUUGGUACAGGGUGUUAUUUUGUUUAUCAUCAAUGGAUUCUUUAAGAUUCCAGUUUUCUACAAUUCACCACCAAGUGAGGAAUUUGGACAAAUUAGUGCUAUUAUGAUGGGAGCACUUGCUUGCUUACUUGUGAUGUCGUGGCUCAUAGCCACAUUUAAAAUUUUCAGAAGCGUUGUUCUCUUCUACAUUUCUAUGAUCGUUUUAGUAGUGGCUGUUUGCACUAUGCCUGUAACCAAAGACUUACCUAUAAUAACUGUUAUUCAGUUUAUAUACUCCGAUUUACGAAGGGUAUACAUAGUAGUAUUUUAUUUAACCAUGGCUAUUGCAACAAUAUUAGCUGUAAAAUGGCAGAUUGGAAGUUCCGAACAAGCAUCGACAAGAGUCAGAAAAAUAUUUCACAUCCUCAUUGUGUUAGUUUACAUUCCAGGAUUAAUUUACCAAUGUACAUUUCUUUAUUUGGCAACUGGAGUUGCUCUUGCAGCCUUUUCUGUACUCGAUAUGAUACGAAUGCUAAAAAUUCCUCCAAUAUCGAGUAUUCUCGACGAUGCAUUUGCAACAUUGCAUGACGAGAAAGAUGCUGGCAACAUAGCCUUAACUCCAUUUUGCCUUUUGAUUGGUUGCUCUUUGCCUAUGUGGAUAAAUCCAUGUCCUUGUUCGGAGGUAGAUAGUGCUUCCGGAGUGAAUAUGCUGCCGAUGUUAGCAGGAAUAUUAUCGGUUGGAAUAGGAGAUACCUCAGCAAGUAUUUUGGGUUCGAAAUUUGGAAGACAUAAGUGGAGUGGAACCAAUCGAUCAAUAGAAGGAAGCUUAGCUUUUAUUCUAUCUCAGUCAAUAGCCAUAGUGCCACUGUAUUUGUUCAAUCUUACUCCAGCAGAUGGCUUAAGUGUGAUUUUAAGUCUAUUGGCAAUCGUGAUAACAUCUUUGGUUGAGGCGUUCACCGACCAAAUUGAUAAUUUGGUAUUGCCUUUAAUAUUUUAUAUUGUAGUCAAUGCAAGAUAGCAUAAUAAAAACGAAAAUUCGAAUUACAUAUAUAA
Messenger RNA from Episyrphus balteatus (marmalade hoverfly), 1622 nucleotides. It is a transcript of the gene Dolk, whose product is annotated as dolichol kinase. The record is from RefSeq and is a predicted model, not a curated record. NCBI's taxonomy places the organism in Eukaryota, Metazoa, Arthropoda, Insecta, Diptera, Syrphidae. Gene Ontology annotation, molecular function: dolichol kinase activity. Bases 148 to 1587 code for a protein of 479 amino acids. Gene Ontology annotation, cellular component: endoplasmic reticulum membrane. The transcript is spliced from 5 exons. Gene Ontology annotation, biological process: dolichyl monophosphate biosynthetic process.